Alternaria rosae is the source of this 861-nucleotide messenger RNA. RefSeq lists its product as uncharacterized. Lineage: Eukaryota; Fungi; Ascomycota; Dothideomycetes; Pleosporales; Pleosporaceae. The record is from RefSeq and is a predicted model, not a curated record. The coding region runs from base 157 to 603 and encodes 148 amino acids. The transcript is spliced from 3 exons.
GCGGGGCGGUCGCGAGCCAACUAACCCGACGCUUCGGGUGUGCAUACAAGCCGUCGCUGCUAGCAUCGCCUCCUCAGCCACAUCACACUCCACCAAUUCAUUCAAACAAAGACUACUUCGUUGUUGGACAUACUCACUAAAACGGCCUGCAAACAUAUGUCGAGCGCGCUCUGCACGCUAGACAUGGGCAUCAUCAAUCUCUAUUUACUUCUCACAUCUCUCCACAGAAGUCACGCCAAGAUACGCCGUGUAAUCCUACCGUUUAGUAAUUUACACAGUAACAAGUCUAAUCCCGUUUACACAACUGCAUCACCAAGCCCCAAGCCCCAAGCCCAUCUCGCUUUCGAAACCACUCCAACACACCUUCAUUCCACCAUGCGCUUCAUCAACUUUACAACGCUCUUCGUUGUCAGCGUUGCGAGCAUUCCAACCAACGAUGCGAAUGCUCACGCCCGACUUUCGCACCUCGUAAACAGGCAGACUUGCCCAGGAAGUGCCACCUGUUCCUUCGGCAUAGACGCUUGCGAUCAAGCCUGUCGCGAUCAAGGAAAGCGGGUUCUUUACUGCAAUGCUCAGUGCGAGUGUAUUUGCGACCGCCUUUAGUGAGGUGUCGGGUAUCUACAAGACGAUAGGUUUAGCUGAGCCUCCUGCGUGUGGUUUGUUUGUUGCGUACUUGACGACUCUAAGCUAGCACUUUGUAUUUCGAGCGUCGGUUUCCACGUGGCUUGCUCGAUCAAUUGUACCCCGAUCUCUUGCCUAUUUGCUCUCCUACAAGUCCGUUUAGCCGUAUACAAGCAGACAACACGUAGUUGCUUACUAUGACAUUCCACCAUACAAUAAUCAGUCUUGGGACUCCGUGAC